Molecule: messenger RNA, 2070 nt
Organism: Oncorhynchus tshawytscha (Chinook salmon)
Lineage: Eukaryota; Metazoa; Chordata; Actinopteri; Salmoniformes; Salmonidae
Product: protein Wnt-4a
Exons: 6
Coding region: 651-1709 (352 amino acids)
Biological process (GO): neuron differentiation; canonical Wnt signaling pathway; cell fate commitment
Cellular component (GO): extracellular region
Molecular function (GO): cytokine activity; frizzled binding
Source: RefSeq, a predicted model, not a curated record
UCACCCUGUCUCCCCUCGCAGAGUGCCAUCCACAGAACUGACGCACAGAGACAGACAGUGUGUGUGUCACAUAGUGUGUGAAGAGUGUGUUUCCAAGUGAAUGUGUGUGUGACAACGUGGAGAGAACAAUAGCCCAUCCUUUGGAAUGGACCACAGCAGCAAUAAUACCGUAAUCAAGGAGUGUCUCGAGGAGCACCUGAAGGAUUAAAACUCCAAUCUGUAGGUUUUUACUGCCCGUUCCUCGCGCGCCCUGUAGUGUUACCAAGAAAACAGGAACGAGAGUAAACACGUGAAAUAAGAAGGGUCCAAUUCAUUCCCAGCCUGCCCGAGUUUGGCGCCGUGGCACAGAGAAGAGAGUUUUACCGUAUUUUUAGCAUCCUCUCUUUUCCCUCUCCUCCCUUCUUUUCCUCUCUCUCUCGAGAGAGGCGAACGGACCGGGCGAUACAGCUGUGAGUCUCGCGCCUCUCCGGUGGAUCUCUGUGGAUGUGUGACAAUGGAUUAACUGUCUUUAACGGGAUCCCACGUAUCUCCGGUCCUUCACGAGACCAUCGCUGCCACCUCUCAUCCCUCCCCCCGCAGAGAUCACCGCCAUACCUUGUGUGGAUUAUUUUAACUCUCUUUGGUCUCGUUCUCCCCCGGUAGCGCUCGAGAUGACCGCUGAAUAUGUUUUACGGUCCCUGCUGAUGCUCUUCCUCGCGCUGCUCUCGGCCAACGCCAGUAACUGGCUGUACCUGGCUAAACUGUCGUCGGUUGGCAGUAUCAGUGAUGAGGAGACAUGUGAACGCCUGCGGGGACUUAUCCAGAGACAGGUGCAGAUCUGUAAGCGCAGUGUGGAGGUGAUGGAUGCUGUGCGGCGUGGGGCUCAGCUAGCCAUAGACGAGUGUCAGUUUCAGUUCCGGAACCGCCGAUGGAACUGUUCCACACUGGAAACCAUGCCUGUCUUCGGCAGGGUCGUCACACAGGGCACUCGGGAGGCAGCCUUUGUGUAUGCCAUCUCAGCAGCCAGUGUGGCGUUUGCUGUGACCCGAGCCUGUAGCAGCGGAGAGCUGGAGAAAUGUGGCUGCGACCGCACCGUCCAUGGAGUCAGUCCGGAGGGGUUCCAGUGGUCAGGCUGUAGUGAUAACAUAGCAUACGGAGUGGCCUUCUCUCAGUCCUUCAUUGACGUAAGGGAGAGGAGUAAAGGACAGUCCCCCAGCAAAGCACUCAUGAACCUACACAACAACGAGGCCGGGAGGAAGGCCAUCCUGAGCCACAUGCGUGUGGAGUGUAAGUGUCAUGGCGUGUCAGGUUCCUGUGAGGUAAAGACCUGCUGGAAGGCCAUGCCCCCAUUCCGCAAGGUGGGCAACGUCAUCAAGGAGAAGUUUGACGGCGCCACAGAGGUGGAGCAGCGCAAGGUGGGCACCACCAAGGUCCUGGUGCCACGGAACUCCCAGUUCAAACCUCACACAGACGAAGACCUGGUCUACCUGGAGCCCAGCCCCGACUUCUGUGACCACGACCCGCGCACACCAGGCAUGCUGGGUACGGCGGGGCGGCAGUGUAACCGGACGUCGAAGGCCAUCGACGGCUGUGAGCUGAUGUGCUGCGGCCGGGGCUUCCAGACAGAGGAGGUGGAGGUGGUGGACAGGUGCAGCUGUAAAUUCCACUGGUGCUGCUACGUCAAGUGCAAACAGUGCCGCAAGAUGGUGGAGAUGCACACCUGCCGGUGAUCACCAUGGACACCCCCAGUGGAGAUCCAAACAAUUUCCCCACUCUCUCCCUCCUCACCUGCACUUGGGGAGGGAGAGAGAAAGGGAGGGUGGGGGGUGUUUGUGGUUUUCCUCUACCCCCUAUUUCAAAGCCACCCUGAUUCCUUUUACAACAGACCACGGGAACAGCCAGCCAGACAGAGGACAGGUUCAUACAAUGUUAAAGGAACAUCUUACACACGCACAGGAUGUAAAAUCUAAAACGGCAAAUAUACACUGAGUAUACUAAACGUUAGGUGGCAUAGACUGACCAGGUGAAUGCAGGUGAAGCUAUGAUUCCUUAUUGAUGUCACUUGUUAAAUCCACUACAAUCAGUGUAGAU